AUGAGUAAAAUUCUGUCUCCUGGCUCCGUCCCUACAGUUUCUUUCUUAACUUACCUGUUGAAGAGUUGCGUCGACUAUAUCAGGCCACAUGAAGAGAGCAUAUGUAAAAGCAUCGUGAACCUGCUUGUUACUUGUUCUGACUCUGUCUCCAUUCGAAAGGAAUUGUUGGUAGCCCUUAAACAUGUUCUUGGGACAGAUUUCAAGAGGGGUUUAUUUCCUUUGAUUGACACACUGUUGGAAGAGAGGGUCCUUUUGGGAACUGGCCGGGCUUGCUUUGAGACAUUGAGGCCGUUGGCUUAUAGUUUGCUGGCAGAGGUUGUUCAUCAUGUUAGGGGAGAUCUCUCCUUGUCACAGGUGGAACCUAUUUUUGAAAAAGGUGUCGAUCAGCCUUCGAUGGAUGAAGCACGGAUUUUAUUGGGGCGAAUUUUGGAUGCUUUUGUUGGGAAAUUUAGCACUUUCAAACGUACUAUCCCCCAGCUACUGGAAGAGGGAGAGGAAGGAAAAGAUCAUUCUACACUGAGAUCAAAGCUUGAACUCCCUGUGCAGGCAGUUUUAAAUCUUCAGGUUCCUGUGGAGCAUUCUAAGGAAGUCAGUGAUUGCAAGCAUCUGAUAAAAACCUUGGUUAUGGGAAUGAAGACUAUAAUCUGGAGCAUCACUCAUGCACAUUUACCCCGGUCUCAGGUUUCUCCUUCCACGCAUGGUACACCUCCACAAGGGCUUGCUCCAACAGCCAGUUCAUCAAUACCGCAACCAUUCAAAGGGAUGAGAGAAGAUGAGGUAUGGAGAGCUUCUGGUGUAUUAAAGAGUGGUGUGCAUUGCUUAGCCCUGUUCAAAGAGAAGGAUGAGGAAAGGGAAAUGGUCCAUCUUUUUUCCCAGAUUUUGGCUAUUAUGGAGCCUCGAGAUCUCAUGGACAUGUUUUCAUUGUGUAUGCCGGAGCUUUUCGAAUGCAUGAUUUCCAACACUCAGCUAGUCCACAUGUUUUCUACCCUUUUGCAAGCUCCUAAGGUUUUCCGGCCAUUCGCAGAUGUUUUGGUUAAUUUCCUUGUGAGUAGCAAACUUGAUGUCCUGAAGCAUCCGGAUUCACCCGCAGCAAAACUAGUUUUGCAUCUCUUUAGGUUUUUAUUUGGCGCCGUUGCCAAGGCUCCUUCAGAUUGCGAACGUAUUCUGCAGCCUCAAGUGCCUGUUAUCAUGGAAGCUUGCAUGAAAAAUGCUACUGAGGUUGAGAGGCCAAUUGGAUAUUUGCAACUUCUUCGUACAAUGUUUCGUGCACUUGCUGGAGGAAAAUUUGAACUUCUGCUGCGGGAUUUGAUUCCUACACUGCAACCUUGCUUAAAUAUGCUAUUGGCCAUGCUUGAGGGGCCUACUGGUGAAGAUAGGAGGGAACUCUUGCUGGAGCUUUGCUUAACCUUGCCUGCACGCUUAAGCUCAUUGUUACCUCAUCUUCCCCGUCUUAUGAAGCCUCUAGUCAUGUGUCUUAAAGGGGGUGAUGACCUUGUGAGCUUAGGUUUAAGAACCCUAGAGUUUUGGAUAGAUAGCUUGAACCCUGAUUUCCUGGAACCAAGUAUGGCAAAUGUAAUGUCUGAAGUUAUUUUGGCAUUGUGGUCUCAUCUGAGGCCUGCACCCUUUCCUUGGGGUGGGAAAUCAUUGCAACUCCUUGGUAAAUUAGGUGGUCGUAACAGACGCUUUCUGAAAGAGCCUCUUGCACUUGAGUGCAAGGAAAACCCAGAGCAUGGGCUUCGCUUGAUUCUUACAUUUGAGCCUUCCACUUCAUUUCUGGUACCUCUAGAUCGUUGUAUAAAUCUUGCUGUGGCAGCUGUCAUGCAGAAGGACGGGGCUGUUGAUGCUUUCUACCGGAAACAAGCCCUGAAGUUUCUUCGUGUAUGCUUGUCCUCGCAGCUUAAUUUGCCAGGACAUGUUACUGAUGAGGGAUCAACAUCUAUACAGCUGUCAUCUUUUCUAGUUUCCUCUGUUGAUCCAUCUUUGAGAAGGUCUGAAGCAUCUGAUAUAAAGGCUGACUUAGGUGUGAAGACAAAGACCCAACUUAUGGCUGAGAAAACUGUGUUCAAGAUUCUCUUGAUAACCAUCAUUGCUGCAAAUGCCGAACCUGAUUUGCAUGAUUUGAAGGACGAAUAUGUUGAAAAUGUUUGCCGCCAUUUUGCAAUCCUAUUUCACAUAGACAAUUCCUCAGCUAACACAUCGGCUCCAAGUGCUCCGCUAGGUGGUCCUAUGCUUUCAUCGAAUUCCAGUGUCGGUUCAAAGUUAAGAAAUAGUACUUGCUCUAAUCUGAAAGAGUUGGACCCCCUAAUCUUUUUAGAUGCAUUAGUGGAUGUGCUGGCAGAUGAGAAUAGACUGCAUGCUAAAGCUGCUCUGAGUGCACUGAACGUAUUUGCUGAGACACUUCUCUUCCUUGCACGCUCAAGACAUGCUGACGUGCUUAUGUCAAGAGGAGGUCCUGGUACUCCUAUGAUCGUCUCUAGUCCAUCAAUGAGUCCUGUAUAUUCUCCUCCUCCAAGUGUUCGAAUACCGGUUUUUGAGCAACUUUUACCUCGUCUUUUGCAUUGUUGCUAUGGAAGUACUUGGCAAGCUCAAAUGGGAGGAGUUAUGGGGCUUGGUGCUUUGGUUGGAAAGGUCACUGUUGAAACUUUAUGCCUUUUCCAAGUACUAAUUGUUCGUGGGCUGGUAUAUGUUCUUAAAAGGCUCCCCAUAUAUGCUAGUAAAGAGCAGGAAGAGACAAGUCAGGUGCUUACACAGGUUCUCCGUGUUGUGAAUAAUGUUGAUGAAGCAAACAGCGAAGCUCGGAGGCAAAGUUUUCAAGGAGUUGUUGAAUUUCUUGCAUCAGAAUUAUUUAAUGCCAAUGCAUCUAUUAAUGUAAGAAAGAUUGUGCAGUCUUGUUUGGCACUUUUGGCAAGUAGAACUGGCAGUGAGGUAUCUGAGUUGCUUGAACCGUUGUACCAACCUUUGCUUCAGCCUCUUAUAAUGCGUCCACUUCGUUUAAAGACUGUUGAUCAACAGGUUGGAACAGUUACUGCUUUGAAUUUCUGCUUGGCUUUGAGGCCCCCUCUUCUGAAGUUGAAUCAAGAACUAGUGACUUUCCUGCAAGAAGCAUUGCAAAUAGCUGAGGCUGAUGAAACUGUGUGGGUUGUGAAGUAUAUGAACCCAAAAGUUGUUACAUCGUUAAAUAAGCUCCGCACAGCUUGCAUUGAACUACUAUGUACGGCAAUGGCAUGGGCAGAUUUCAAAACUCAAAAUCAUUCUGAAUUGCGUGCUAAAAUUAUUUGCAUGUUUUUCAAAUCCUUGACAAGCAGGACACCAGAAAUUGUAGCUGUUGCUAAGGAGGGCUUAAGACAGGUUAUUUUACAGCAAAGGAUGCCCAAAGAACUUCUGCAGAGCAGCCUGAGACCAAUAUUGGUUAACUUGGCACAUACCAAAAAUCUUAGCAUGCCUCUUUUGCAAGGUCUGGCCCGUCUGCUUGAACUUCUGUCCAACUGGUUCAAUGUUACAUUGGGUGGUAAAUUGUUAGAGCAUCUUAAGAAAUGGUUGGAACCCGAGAAACUCGCACAAUGUCAGAAGUUGUGGAAGGCUGGUGAAGAACCAAAAAUAGCUGCUGCUAUUAUCGAGCUUUUCCACCUCCUUCCUUCUGCGGCAGGGAAGUUCCUUGAUGAGCUUGUAACCCUGACUAUUGAUUUGGAAGCUGCCCUUCCCCCGGGACAGUUUUAUAGUGAGAUUAAUAGUCCAUAUAGACUUCCACUGACCAAGUUUUUAAAUCGUUAUCCAGCAGCGGCUGUUGAUUAUUUUCUUAGUCGCUUAUGCCAGUCAAAAUAUUUUAGUCGGUUUAUGUAUAUUAUACGGUCAGAUGCUGGCCAACCAUUGAGAGAAGAACUUGCGAAGUCACCAGAGAAGAUACUUGCAAGUGCCUUUCCUGAAUUUUUACCAAAAACAGACACAUCAAUGGCUCAGGGAGCUUUUACUCCACCUACAGCUUUGAUGGGUGAUGAGGGCAUUGUCACUCCUCAACCUGAAAGUUCUAAUCCGACUUCUGCCAACUCGGGUGAAACCACAGAUGCGUAUUUUCAGGGACUUGCACUGGUCAAGACUUUGGUUAAACUGAUGCCAGGCUGGUUGCAGAGUAAUCGUGUUGUUUUUGAUACAUUAGUACUUCUGUAUAAAUCACCUGCAAGAAUUGUCCGUUUGCAAAAUGAGCAGGAACUGAACCUAGUGCAAGUGAAAGAAAGCAAAUGGCUUGUCAAAUGCUUCCUGAAUUUCUUACGCCAUGAUAAGAGUGAAGUCAAUGUCCUAUUUGAUAUCCUCUCCAUAUUCUUGUUUCGUACACGCAUCGAUUUUACUUUCCUGAAGGAGUUCUAUAUUAUUGAGGUUGGUGAGGGCUAUCCACCCAACAUGAAGAAAACCCUCCUUUUGCAUUUUUUGAAUCUUUUCCAAUUAAAACAGCUAGGUCAUGAUCACUUGGUGGUGGUCAUACAAAUGCUCAUUCUCCCUAUGUUAGCUCAUGCUUUCCAGAAUGGCCAAAGUUGGGAAGUUGUGGACACCACUAUUGUUAAGACCAUUGUUGACAAGCUUCUUGAUCCUCCAGAAGAGGUCUCUGCUGAUUACGAUGAGCCCUUGAGGAUAGAGCUUUUGCAGCUUGCCACUCUACUUCUCAAGUAUCUUCAGAGUGACCUUGUUCAUCACAGGAAGGAACUCAUUAAAUUUGGCUGGAAUCAUCUCAAACGUGAAGACAGUGCUAGUAAACAGUGGGCAUUUGUGAAUGUUUGCCACUUCUUGGAGGCAUAUCAGGCGCCCGAGAAAAUAAUACUCCAGGUAAAGAAAGUUCCAACUGUUUCUUCAUGGCCACUUCAUCUUUGCUAUGAGGCUGUUUCUGCUUCCCAAAAGUUUCCAUUUUUCCUCAUAAUAGAUGCCAUUAGACAGGGCUCCAGAUGCCACCGACACCUACCUUUAACAUCCAAGAGAAAACUUAGUCCCCAGAUGAUGCAGUGCUUUGGCAAUCAAGUUGAAACUGCAGGUGUUUGUGGCGCUUCUUCGAACCUGCCAGCCGGAGAAUAA
Ilex paraguariensis (yerba mate) is the source of this 5058-nucleotide messenger RNA. NCBI's taxonomy places the organism in Eukaryota, Viridiplantae, Streptophyta, Magnoliopsida, Aquifoliales, Aquifoliaceae. The record is from the annotation of a GenBank genome assembly.